AUGGCGCUGACUACUGGCCUGUCCCCUUCACCGCCACAGGAGACUGAAGAACAAGAUGGCCCACUCUCCGUAUGUACAGAUGACAUGGACUCGACCUUAGCCCCGUUCCGCAUGUAUCCCUCCCCGCCAGCUAUUCAGACCAGACUGCAAUCACUCCCUAGCGAACUCCUCCAGCUCAUUGUCGCCUACCUCGACACGCGCACGCUCAAGGAUGUCGCCCUCGUUUCCCAUACCCUCAAUCAACAUGCGACAGACAAACUCUGGCAGAAUGUCUGUUUAGCCGAUCAAUGGAAGCUACAUCUGAACGAGAAGACGGACCAAGUAUGGGGCGAUCGUGGCCACGGCGAGUCUGAUGAGCAUGACGACACCCCCAUUAUCCAGAAACUAUACAUACUGGCGACGAAUCCGACCAUUGCCUCCAAGGUCCACGUUGUAACACACCGCUGUCAUCUACCUACACCGAAUAUAUUCAACGAACUUCCGCGAAUGAGCUUCGACGCCGAGAACCUCUCGCAAGAUGCUCGCAUACAUGUUCUGGUUAAGCUUGCGCUUCGAAACUUGGUCAAUGUACACACCCUGAGGAUUGUCUAUGGCCACUGGAAACUCACAAACACCCUGGUUGCGGGGUUCCUCGAUGAAAGUCGACCCCGGCGCGUACCCCUGCGAAAACUAUGGUUGGAGAGCUGUUGCUUCGAUACAGGCACGCUGUACUGGUUUCUACCGAGCCAGACAACUGGGCUUGAAAGCAUUCGGCUGCGUAGGCUUGGAAACGCAUCCUUUGAUCUCAUACCACGACAACGCCUCAAUUUCAUGGAAUUCAAGCUAGCUCGAGGCGGACAUUACAUCCAAAUGCACAACGGUGCGGGUAGUUUUGUUGGAACCACAGUCCAAGUCGCACCAGACGGUUUGCCACCACGAUAUGCCCGGCCGUCAAUAGGGGAAUUGGUGGACAGGGGCAAAGCAUUGGAUGCCGCAAUAUGGGAAGAGCUUUGGGAGAUUAGGGAAUAUAUAGAUGCCAACCCGGUCAACUUGGACCCUAGGAUAUCGGAGGCACCCCCGCUCGACUCCAGACCGCUCACCGAGUGGAUUAUCGCCUGCUCCACAUCUACCCUUACAAGUCUGAAUUUGGACUGGAUACACUGGCGGAAGAAGUGGAACUCGCAUUAUGAAUCCGCAAACUCUAGCCUGUUCCUAACCUCGCUCAGCAAACUGCGGUUCCCUCAGCUCCGUGCGUUCCAGAUCCGUAAUGCUGUGAUGCCGCUCACGAGACUGCCCGAUGGUAUUUACCUGCUAGAAGAUACCUUCCUAGGCUUCCUAGAGGCCCACCUUAAGAUACAAUGUCUGGGCUGGCCGAUGGACAAGGUUUACAGCCACGUAAAGCCGUCCGUCGACGUGCAGAACCGGUCACGGAAGCUAGUUGCUCAUCUAGCAACAAUGUUGACGGAUCUUCGCGUCGACGCACAGUAUAUGAGCAGCGGUGAACCACUCACAGACGACUGUGCAACAACAAGAGAGGUCCAGGAACGGACACGUCGUCACCGCUUCAUCGCAGAGUUCGUACCGCACAUGCGAAAACUCGAGCAAAUCAAGAUAGAAGGCGGAAUACCACGAGACGAAAAGCGCGAACUACUCCGCGCCCUACACUGGUGUUCGCUAAAGAAGAUUGUCAUGAUAGGCGUCUCGUUCCCCGUAGGAAACACUUGGGGAGCAGGGGCCCAACAACUCAAAGAAGUCGACCCAGGCCAAAGCGCCUCAGAUUUCGUCUACAACCUCGAAGAAGAAGAUGGAGCAGGUAUCCUAGCCGCCUACCGCCGCGGCUUUCCUAUGCUCUCAGACUUCCAAUUCGAACCAGACUACGGUUGGCCCCCACAAGCGCCUCUCCUACAAACAAUUGCCCUGCAUCACGCCUCCACAGUCGAAGAGCUCAAAAUCUGCGGCUGCAACGGCUGCCCCAUCCUCUCGUAUCCAAACCCCAUUACAAACCCCUUACUCGCCGGCCUCCGCUCCUUCGACAACCUAAAACAACUCGUCUUGUCCUUUUGGCUACUGACGUGGUACGAGGAUUCUUACAGAGACACGGAGAUUAUACAGUCGUGGUUAGAUGUGCGGUCGCCUUCUUCUACGGCUUUGACUGUAGUCACACCCCCCGCGUCUCCUGCUCACGAUCAAGCCGUCGACCCGGGACAAUACCCUACUUUUGCUAAUCCGCGUGUUCGUCCGCGGCCUCAGGAAUUCAAUCGUUGGGCUGUUGCGCUCAAGACAAAGUUCUCGCCCUCUGCGCUGGCGUAUCGAGUGGCGAGGGAUAUCGGGCCCUUCUUGAGUCCGUUGGCAAAGGAGCGCAAGGGUGGUGUGAGGGUGAGGGGCAGUUUCUGUCUGGGUGUCAAGGACGAGAGGAGGGUUGCUAAUGACAUAUUUGACUUGGAUAUUAGAAUUGGGAGCGGAGAUCAGGUAUUGGAAUUUGUGGGGCCGAGGGAGGAAGGGGAGACGGGAAGGUGGUGGACGAAGCUUGAGCAGAGGCGCUGGUUUUGA
This is a messenger RNA of Pyrenophora tritici-repentis Pt-1C-BFP, 2529 nucleotides long. RefSeq names its product F-box multi-domain protein. Lineage: Eukaryota; Fungi; Ascomycota; Dothideomycetes; Pleosporales; Pleosporaceae. Gene Ontology annotation, molecular function: protein binding. The record is from RefSeq and is a predicted model, not a curated record.